AUGUUCUUGUUGAUCCUGCUCUGGAGCAGCUUUGGUCCUGCAGUACCAGCUUCCGCAGCGCAUCGGGAUGCCCCCUGCUUUGUGGACGACUUGGUGGCAGCUCUCCAUGACGCCACGGGGAAAGACGGUGAACUUCUAGCCAGCAGCCCGGCUUCGUUUGGGAUCUGCAGUGAAUCCGACAGUUCAUCCCGAUCGGUCCUGUCAGAACUCAGCGUAGGAAUACGAAGGAACGACCGAAGAGGCGUGGAGGUUUUGGAUCCGGCUGCAGGUUUUUUUCUAGUCUGCUUGCAUUUCAGGGAGGACGUUGUACAUCCUGGUAACAGGAAAAUCAUCUGAGGGAAAUGUGGAACAGAAGUGGAAUAUUUCUGUUCAGGCAAAAUCCCCCGGUCGGGUUCAUCGACGGCCUCCUCCCAGACAACUUCCCUCUCCUUCCUGUGUGAGCUGCGACGCUUCCUUGAUGCCGGCCUGCCGCAGCAACACGCCGAGCCCCUUCUGCUGCGGCUCGACUCCCUGCAGUCCCUUCCUCCCCUGGCUCUUGGCCUUUCCACCAGCGAGACCCUGCUGGCGGAGAUCAUUAACUCCUCUGCCCCGACUAUCUUUUCCUUCAGCAGCUGGAGCUCCAGCUUCCCUGUCCGUCCUGGACAGCUGGCCCUCUCCCCUGCUCUGCUGGGGGAACUGGGGCAGAGGCUGGAAAUGAAUGAGCGGCAGAUGAGGGAGUUGAUAAGGCAGGGAAUGGUGCCUCAAAGAGCAUCGGAGAAGCUGGAGAGGCUGAGGCAGCUCAGUGCUUUUCAGAAGCAAGAUUCGUCAGCAGAAGGAGAGAGCCAGUACUGCGCUUUCCUCCUCCUGAAGGCCCUGCAGAUGUUGACCCGUGCGUACAACAUACAGAGAAAGCUGAGGGCCGCCAGAGCAGGCCCUUCAACCAGGGGCCCCACCUGUGGGCUCGGGAGCCUCACUGUGUUCCUGACAGAUCUCGUGUCGGGACUCUUGGGUCCCCAGAGUACCGACCUCAACAACUGCCGCGGCUCGUGCGCGAUUCCGCUAAACAACAUCAACAACCACGCCGUCCUGCUCACCUACCACAUCGAGAGGGGCAACGUGAACGAGCGGGGGCCCUGCUGCGUGCCGCUGACCUACGACCCCCUGGAGGUGAUAGUCUUGAACGACGAGGGCAGCUUUCUCACGAGCAAGCCGGAUAUGGUGGCCAAGGAGUGUGGAUGUCGCUAAAAGUGUUUCGGAAUACCUGAACUAUGUUGUUCAGAGGGAAAUAAGUGUUGUGUUUUUUUAUUUUUUAUUUUUGCUGCAUGCAGCAGUAAAUAGUGCAGUAAAUUCAUAUUAUUUACAUAGAUUUCUUUAGCUUUUACUUUCAAGUAAAUGUAGGAUGCACGUCAUAUAUAGUUUUUGUCUUAAAAAGCGCAAUCAAAGAUAAUUAAAUAGUGAUUCAAUGAUAAUGCAUUAAAAACACCAUCUUCAAAGCCA
Xiphophorus hellerii (green swordtail) is the source of this 1476-nucleotide messenger RNA. RefSeq names its product anti-Mullerian hormone (gene amh). The transcript has 5 exons. Gene Ontology annotation, biological process: gonad development. Gene Ontology annotation, molecular function: growth factor activity. Lineage: Eukaryota; Metazoa; Chordata; Actinopteri; Cyprinodontiformes; Poeciliidae. The record is from RefSeq and is a predicted model, not a curated record.